This is a messenger RNA of Epithele typhae, 789 nucleotides long. RefSeq lists its product as uncharacterized. The record is from RefSeq and is a predicted model, not a curated record. The transcript is spliced from 5 exons. Lineage: Eukaryota; Fungi; Basidiomycota; Agaricomycetes; Polyporales; Epitheliaceae. Bases 1 to 789 code for a protein of 262 amino acids.
AUGCGCCCGCGCAUGGCGCGCCGCCUCGCGUCUUCACAACCUUCCAGCUCGCUGCUCAAGCACCUCGCGCAGAAGGGAGCGUUGAUGCGAAGUGUGGCAUACGGCUCGUGUGGGAAGCAGACGCCGCCACAGGCCAUCCCCAAGUCGGGUGCGGAUGCACCUGCUGAUCCGGCCGGCCCGGUUGCAUCCCCCGUGCUCACGCAGCCGCCCGCCACACGGGCGCGACACUGCCCCGAGACGUCCGGACACCGGCGCCUCAGGCCCUGCCACCUGAGCUCACCGUCUCCGACAGGAGGCAGAGGCGGAGGCGCGGAGGAGGUAGGCGUGGAGGAGGGCGAGGAUGUGGGCGCGGAACAGGGCGACGUGGCGACGGGCGGCGUGGCGGCGGGCGACGCAAAGGCGGGUGAGGCGAAGGUGGGCGACGCGGGGACGCAGGACGCAGAGAUGGAGGGUUGCGUGGGCGCAGAUGGGCGACGCAGGCGGCGCGGACGCGGAGGGCUGGGACGCGCGGAGGAGGGCGAUGCGGAGCAGGCGGAGGAGGGCGGAGGUGAGGUGGAGGAGGCGGGCGACGAGGGCGGACGAGGCGGCGCGGAGGUGGGUGACGUGGAGGUGAGCUGCACAGAGGAGGGCGACGAGGGCGGGCGGCGCAGGAGAGGAGGGUGGCGCGAAGGAGGCGGGGGGCUCGAAGGAGGCGGCAGGCGCGGGUGGAGUAGGGUGAGGAGGAGGGUGGCGGCGCAGGGCAGCACGGAGGAGGAGGACGGCGCGGAGGAGGGCGAGGAGGAAGGCUGA